Molecule: messenger RNA, 1293 nt
Organism: Ctenocephalides felis (cat flea)
Lineage: Eukaryota; Metazoa; Arthropoda; Insecta; Siphonaptera; Pulicidae
Product: GDNF-inducible zinc finger protein 1-like
Exons: 4
Coding region: 50-1270 (406 amino acids)
Biological process (GO): regulation of transcription by RNA polymerase II
Cellular component (GO): nucleus
Molecular function (GO): protein binding
Source: RefSeq, a predicted model, not a curated record
GGCAUUAUAUUUAUUUAUAUAAUAAAAUUACUUAACACCAAUUGUCAAAAUGAAUGCUGAUGAUAGUGAUCAACAAUUCUGUUUGAAAUGGAAAACCUUUCCUUCUAGUUUGUCUUCACAAUUUAAGACUUUAAUAGAUAAUGAAGACUUUGUUGAUGUCACUAUUGCUUGUGCAGGAAGUCUUGUGGGGGCGCACAAACUUGUGCUAUCUGCUUGUAGUCCUUACUUUAGGACCAUAUUUAAGAACAACCCUUGCCAACACCCAGUAUUAUUAUUACUCGAUGUAGAAGCAAAGCAUAUAAAGGCAUUACUUCAAUUUGUGUAUUGUGGAGAGGUUGACAUUUCUCGAAGUGAUUUGCCACAGUUUUUACAAAUUGCUGAACAUUUGCAAAUUAGAGGACUUGCUGAUAAAAAUCAAGAAACAAUAAAUGAGCCAAUUGAAACACUAAUUCAAGAAAGAGUCUUUCUCCAAUCACAAUCUUCUGCGACACCUAAAGAAUAUUUGGAAGAGCAUGAAACUACAAAUUCUACUAAAGUUGGCAGUGAAGUUUCAAAUGAACUUUCACCGGUUCCAAGUGCCAGUGGUGAUAAAAAUCGAAUAAAACCUGGUGUACCUAAGGAUGAAGUUAUUGAACCUUGUUCUGAUGAAAUGGAUGAACUCAUAAUACCUAAAAUUGAGAUGGAGGCUGAUGAUGUGGGUAUGUCGAUGGAGGAAAUGGAAGACAAUAAUUUGGUUAAUUUUCCGGAUCACUUGACACCAGAUCUGAGAGAGUUCUCAAACUCUAUCUUGCAGCGAACCAUAACUGGAUCUAAUAACACCUGCCGAAUGUGUGGCCAAGUGUACUCGAACCGUUCCAAUCUCAAACAACACAUUAGUCUUAUCCACAGUCCUGAAUCAGUGGCCUGUCCCAUAUGCCAAAAACCAUUUAAAACAAAACUCUACCUCCGUAGACACCUCAAAUCCUUUCACCAUGCCAAACUGGUGCAGAAGAACAAUUUUGAUAUGUUGCCACAGAAUGGUGGAUUGGUACCGAGUAAUAUUAGGACUGAGGUAGGUAAUGGGUUUGUACACCAGGAUAAUAGGCAAAAGUUAGAUCGGAAUGUGGCAAGUGAUCAAAGUCUGAAUUGUAGACAAGCGCAGUAUGGUAGUUCAUUACAAACCGGUAUGGUACUUAAUUAUAAUGGAUCGAAUGAUUAUUUAAUGAUGAGUAAUAAUAAUACACUGGUUUGUACUAAUUUAAUUGGAGUGCAAAAGGUGGUGCAAAAUUGAAGUUUUGAUUAAUUUUUUGGUUA